This is a messenger RNA of Belonocnema kinseyi, 1559 nucleotides long. RefSeq names its product MOB kinase activator-like 3 (gene Mob3). Gene Ontology annotation, biological process: positive regulation of protein phosphorylation; signal transduction. Gene Ontology annotation, cellular component: nucleus; cytoplasm. Gene Ontology annotation, molecular function: protein kinase activator activity. The record is from RefSeq and is a predicted model, not a curated record. NCBI's taxonomy places the organism in Eukaryota, Metazoa, Arthropoda, Insecta, Hymenoptera, Cynipidae. The transcript is spliced from 5 exons. The coding region runs from base 89 to 805 and encodes 238 amino acids.
CGCAUAAUGAGACGGGAGGUUGUGUUGGAUUUGAAUUAAUUUAAAUAAACCAAAGUUCACGCUCAGGCGUGUUUCUACGAUUGAUAAAAUGGCUGCGCUAAGCGGUUUCGUUGAAUUUUUUCAAAAAGGAAAGGUAAGGACAUUCAGGCCUAAAAAGAAAUUUGCUUAUGGUACUUUGCGGUAUUCGUUGCAUAAACAAGCACAAGCUUCACUCAAUUCUGGUAUCAAUUUACGAGGAGUCGUUAAGCUGCCACCCGGAGAGGAUUUGAGUGAUUGGAUAGCUGUUCAUGUGGUAGACUUCUUCAACAGGAUAAAUCUUAUAUAUGGUACGGUUUCCGAAUAUUGCGAUUCUGCGACAUGCCCGACAAUGAGUGGUGGAGCACGAUUUGAAUAUUUGUGGGCUGAUGGUGAGAAAUAUAAGAAACCAACUGCCUUACCCGCUCCUCAAUAUGUCAGCCUGCUCAUGGAUUGGAUUGAAAAUCAAAUUAAUAACGAAAAUGUCUUUCCAGUAUCAACGGAUGUACCAUUUCCGAAAACCUUUAUACCCUUGUGUAGAAAAAUUUUGACUCGGUUGUUCCGGGUAUUCGUCCAUGUUUAUAUUCACCAUUUUGACAGAAUCGUCGCUAUUGGAGCGGAAGCUCAUGUCAACACCUGCUAUAAGCACUUUUACUACUUCGUCACAGAAUUCGAGUUAAUAAAUCAUAAAGAACUGGAGCCUUUAGCCGAAAUGACAUCAAAAGUAUGCAAAGAUCCAACAUCUUCUCCGACUCAAGUCACGGUACCAACUAGUACACACGCAAGAUAGUCACUUUAAUUAUAAUCGCUUACAUCAGUCUAAUCAAAUUUAACAAAAAUAGCGAUGAUCAAUUUUUUACUUGUUGUUUUUUUUAUUGUAAAGACGAUUAUUACUUGAAAAUGUCGCAAAUCUUUCAAAUUAAAGCCAAACGACAGCAUCAGAUGGAAGAAAAAGAUGAAUUGCAUUCGACAAAUCAAUCUUGUUCUCGGCAUUUUUUAAAUUAGUGUACAUAUAUACAUAUUAUUUACUUUGUAAUUGUUUACGAUUUUUUUUAUAUAAUUCUGCUUGUUAAACAUUGUUUGAAAAGUAGAUGUAGACGUAGAUAAUAAUUAAAAUUGUUCUUUUUAACCAGUUUAAAAUCCUCCAAGGUACUUAAAUUAACUCGAAUUUUAUUGUUAAUUUCAAGUAACUUUUAAGCGCCGAAAGAAAUUUAAUGUUUGGGGUUUGAAGUAAUUUAAAUCACAUAAUAUCUACGACAUUUUGCUCAGAGAAAUAUUGUAUUUCGUGAAUUGUGGUAUUUUGAUUCGCUUUUAACGUUGUAUACAAGUUUUUUUUAUCUAUAGUAGUUAUUCUAGUCAACAACAAAUUUGGUUGCUUAGUUUAAUAUAUAAAAUUAGUCCUAGAUAUUUAUUAUUUUAUAUUCAUUGAAAUCUCUUUAAACGUUUUUCUACAUCACAACACAAUUUUACAAUUGUGAAUCUGAAAAAGAGGUAUUCUCUGAAAUUGGAAAAAGAAUUCUAAAUAAAAUGAUUAUGUACACCAA